GGCCGAUCUUAAGUUGGAGCAGGCGGGGCAGGAGCUCAGAGGAGCGCUGGGCCGCGCCAGCCCCGCCUGGCGCCCGCUGGGCUGUGUCGCUGUCAGGAUUUGUCUGGCGCCGCGUGCCUGCACAGGGGUGUGUUGGGGGGAGUCCCCUGCCCGACUCUCAAAAUGGUUAUCAAAGUGUUUGUUGCCACAUCUUCUGGGUCCAUAGCGAUUAGGAAAAAACAGCAGGAAGUAGUGGGCUUUCUGGAAGCUAACAAAAUCGAUUUCAAGGAAUUAGAUAUAGCUGGAGACGAAGACAACCGGCGGUGGAUGAGAGAGAAUGUUCCGGGAGAGAAAAAACCUCAAAACGGGAUCCCUUUGCCUCCCCAGAUCUUCAAUGAGGAACAGUAUUGCGGGGAUUUUGACUCUUUCUUCUCUGCAAAAGAAGAGAAUAUUAUUUAUUCGUUCCUGGGUUUGGCUCCCCCGCCGGGCUCAAAGGUGACAAAGCCGCCUGAGGAAGAAUCUUCCCUUCCCAAUGGCGAUGUUGUGGGAGAGGCACAGAGCCCUGCAGAGGGAACAGAGGCGGCUGAAGAAGGUGGAGAAAAUGAGACACAAAAGGAGGACAAGGAAGAUGGGGGCAACCUCGCCGAAGAGAAGCAUGACGAAGAGGGAGAGACAGCAACGGAAGAGACGGGAGAAGUAACUGAGGAGGGAGCAGAAGGCGAAGCAGAGGAAGAGGAAGCUGAAAAAGGAGAAGAAGAAGGAGAAGAAGGAGGAGAAGAAGAUUCGUAGGCCUUUCCAUGCUUUAUUUCUUCAAGUGUUUCAGAAAGCCCACGUCAUGAAGCAACAUUUCAACCAUCUCCCCACAAACCAGACUUGACAAGCGCCUCGGCCUGAAGCGAGCCUACCUCUCGGAACAUCUGGGGCUCACGGCGGGGGUGGGGGCGCAGUGACACAGCGAGGUCGUCCAUCUGUGCGUGGAGCUGUCCACAGACAUAGAAUUCAGCAUCAAGACAACACAUGCAUACCUCCACGGGCCUGACAUUUUUGGCCUUUGCCUAAUUUUUUCUUUUCUUUUUUGCUCUGCAUGAAUAGACCUUCUAAUACCCUGAACAAAAAAAUGAUUUCCAUAUAUAGAACUUCUCUGUGUGCUAGGACAAGUAUUUCUUUGUAUGUGCCUGAUGCUACUUGCCUCAGAAUUAGCUUUCGAAAUAAAAUGCUUUCCAGAGAACAAGCACACAAAUAAAGAUUAAUAGCAAA
Molecule: messenger RNA, 1236 nt
Organism: Pteronotus mesoamericanus
Lineage: Eukaryota; Metazoa; Chordata; Mammalia; Chiroptera; Mormoopidae
Gene: SH3BGR
Product: SH3 domain binding glutamate rich protein
Exons: 8
Coding region: 163-768 (201 amino acids)
Cellular component (GO): cytoplasm
Source: RefSeq, a predicted model, not a curated record